This is a messenger RNA of Dipodomys spectabilis (banner-tailed kangaroo rat), 2661 nucleotides long. RefSeq names its product Rho guanine nucleotide exchange factor 4 (gene Arhgef4). The transcript is spliced from 10 exons. Gene Ontology annotation, molecular function: protein binding; guanyl-nucleotide exchange factor activity. The coding region runs from base 151 to 1602 and encodes 483 amino acids. Gene Ontology annotation, biological process: intracellular signal transduction. The record is from RefSeq and is a predicted model, not a curated record. Lineage: Eukaryota; Metazoa; Chordata; Mammalia; Rodentia; Heteromyidae.
GUCUCCGCGGUGCUGGUGCUCCUGGUCCUCGUCAACGUCGUGCUGAUCUUCCUGCUGGCCUUCCGCUGAGCGAACCGGAGGCCGCGCCGCGUCAGGCUCAUCAGUGAUGGCAGUGUGGUGUGCGCCGAGGCACUCUGGGACCAUGUCACCAUGGAUGACCAGGAGCUGGGCUUCAAAGCCGGGGAUGUCAUCGAAGUGAUGGAUGCCACCAACAGAGAAUGGUGGUGGGGCCGUGUGGCGGAAGGCGAGGGCUGGUUCCCUGCCAGUUUUGUACGGCUGCGGGUGAACCAGGAUGAGCCCGGGGACGAUGAGGCCCCACAGGCCGGGGAUGGUGAACAAGAGGACGGUGGGGCCGAGGCACAGAGCAGCAAGGACCAGAUGCGUACCAAUGUCAUCAGGGAGAUCCUCAGCACAGAGCGGGACUACAUCAAACACCUGCGGGAUAUCUGUGAGGGCUACAUCAGGCAGUGUCGCAAGCGCGCAGACAUGUUCAGCGAAGAGCAGCUACAGACCAUCUUCGGGAACAUCGAGGAGAUCUACCGCUGCCAGAAGGCAUUUGUGAAGGCCCUGGAGCGGAGGUUCAACAGGGAGCGCCCGCACCUCAGCGAGCUGGGGGCCUGCUUCCUGGAACAUCAAGCAGACUUCCAGAUCUACUCGGAGUACUGCAACAACCACCCAAAUGCCUGCAUGGAGCUUUCCCGACUCACCAAGCUCAGCAAGUAUGUAUACUUCUUUGAGGCCUGCCGACUACUGCAAAAGAUGAUUGACAUCUCCCUCGAUGGCUUCUUGCUGACCCCAGUGCAGAAGAUCUGCAAGUACCCCUUGCAAUUGGCCGAGCUGCUCAAGUACACACAUCCCCAGCACAGGGAUUUCAAGGAUGUUGAAGCUGCCUUGCAUGCUAUGAAGAACGUGGCCCAGCUCAUCAAUGAACGGAAACGGAGACUUGAAAACAUUGACAAGAUUGCUCAAUGGCAGAGCUCCAUAGAGGACUGGGAGGGGGAAGAUCUCUUGGUCAGGAGCUCAGAACUCAUCUACUCGGGGGAGCUAACUCGUGUCACACAGCCUCAAGCUAAGAACCAGCAGAGAAUGUUCUUUCUUUUUGACCACCAGCUCAUCUACUGUAAGAAGGACCUGCUUCGCCGGGAUGUGCUGUAUUACAAGGGCCGGCUGGACAUGGACAGUCUGGAGGUGGUGGAUGUGGAGGAUGGGAAAGAUCGAGAACUUCAUGUGAGUGUCAAGAAUGCCUUCCGGCUAUGCUGUGGCACCUCAGGGGACAGCUACCUACUGUGUGCCAGGAAGCCUGAGCAGAAGCAGCGCUGGCUCAAAGCCUUUGCCCGGGAGAGGGAGCAGGUGCAGCUCGACCAAGAGACAGGCUUCUCCAUCACAGAAAUGCAGAGGAAGCAGGCCAUGCUGAACGCCAGCAAGCAGCAGGCCCUGGGGAAGCCCAAAGCUGUUGGUAGGCCCUGCUACCUGACACGCCAGAAGCACCCCACACUGCCCACCAGCCGGCCCCAGCAGCAGGCCUUGGUGCUGGCAGAGCCCAGGAGGAAGCCAUCUACCUUCUGGCACAGCAUCAGCCGGCUGGCACCCUUCCGAAAGUGAGCCCAACAGUCUCCUGACAACACUUUGUGGACCUGCUGGCCCACAGCCCUCAGCUUUCUCCCCAGGCUCACUCCAACUGACCUUCCUCUGCCUAUUUUGCAAGGUACAAGUAAACAGGGCUGUAAUUGGGAGUUGUUCAUUGACACCAGGGCAUACAGGUCCGCACUACCUUCCUUGGUUCCUCACUGCUAGUGCAGUAAGUCCAGCUAGAAGAGGCAAAGCCCUGCACGCGCAUGUGCACCUCUCCUGCAGCCUGCACUUGCCCCUCUUCCUGCACUCUGGACCUUCAUGGGGCCUCCAUUAACCAUGAGGCUGGGAGCCACAACACAGAACCACCAUCCAGGCUGACAACACAGAAGGCUCUGUCUGCCCUGGGACUCUGGAAAUCUAAUCAUCCCCACUCCUAUUUUCUUUGGGCAGGAGAGACCUACUCUAUGGCCAUCAGCUACCUGCAAAAGCCAGGCUAUGUGCCCUCUGCUGUCCAUUCAGGCCACUGGCCCUGGUGGUGGUACAGGGCCACUAAACCUCAGAAGACAGGAACCAAGAUUCUGUGCCCAAACAUCUAGCCCAGAGCUGACCUUUUGCUUCCCAGCCCCUUUAGACACUGUUGGCUGCUGGAAACCCUUUCACUUGUGAUGUGUGUAGUGGGAAAUACAAAAAACUAGUCAGCCACAUACUCUGGUCCAGGCUUGUGACUAGUCCACUGUAGCUGGGGCUUGGCUGCAGAACUACCUGGUUCCUGUUGUUUGGAUUUUGUCAUCUUGUUUUUUUCUAACAAUGGCGAGAAGUAAUUGUUAGUGACACAGAAAGAUUGCCUUACCCUACUGAGCGUGAGAAGCCAUAAGGACUGAAUUCUGUGGUGCAGCAUCCAGGACUGACGCCCCUACUCCAGGAAUAGGCUGAGACCUGCAUUCUACCUGAGGAGCGGGCACCACAGCCCAGGCCUGUGUGUCAGUGCAGAGCCCACAGGAUUUAGCAGCAUGGACAGUCACUCUUGUACUCUACCUUCUCCAAGCCAGAAACCACAUUUAAUUUCAUAAAGAAAUUUGCAAAAACCUA